GCGAUGGUCGCGCAGCCACGCCGCUAGGUUCAUCGACAGAUUGCGACGCACACUGGUACCUGCAUAGCCCACACGCGUCUGGAAUCCCCCCCGGAACGCAGCUACUGCAUCCUACCUGCCGCAAUCCCAUCUGCCGAGUCCCGAACUGGCCUUGCCUGCCGCAACAUCGCCGCUCAACAUCCGCCUCCCACCCUCGCAUGGUCGGGUAUUGACCAUCAUAUAACCUUUGCCUCCUCCGCUUGUUCUGGCGAAAGACACACACGAUGCCUUUUGAGAGCUUUGCACUCUACCUAGUCGCCGUCUCCGCCUCGUCUACCGGUCUGAUCACUCGUGCAAAGUCGGCUUCUCGCGCCGUGCUCUAAGAAGCCACCCUUCCUUUUCGACAUACUCGGUUCCGCAACGAUCCAUGCGGCUUGUUGCAGAACCAGCGUCUCGAUAGGUUCACGAUCUGUUCAGCACCCCCUCGGUUACUCCGGUAGACUUUGCGUGACGGCGACUAGAAUCCAUUGGGCGCUCCUCUAUCCUCCCUAGAUCCAAGAUGAUACCCGCCACCUACGAACCGACUACCUCCGUCCAUCCCACCCGCAACGCGCCUUACAAUCUGUCGCUAGCCACUUCGACAUCCUUCUCCUCUUCUUCUUCCUCCUCCUCCUCCUCUUUCUGGUCCGACGUGUCUUCGCAGCACUCGGACGACUCUGUUUCGACCGCCCAGACUUCUUAUUCCGACUCUCGUGACUCAUACUACUUGUCCCACCUUGCCGCCUCGUCGCAAACCUCGGUCGGCUCUCUCGGCAGCUCCUGCGAAUCAACUUCCAGGUUGCGAAACCCCUGGGCGAAAAACCACGUCCAGCCUCUGGUCACCACAGAGCUCCCUGCUGAGCUUCGGCAAAAUCCCCGACGCACGUCGGCAGCCUCCCGCACCGGGCGCCCGCCCUCGCUUGUGCGGCAGUCCGAUCGGAAGCUGAGCUUCGUCGAGAACCUCGUCGAUACGUCGACCCAUAUCGUCGAGGCUAUCUGGCCCACCUCCUCGGUGCCUCCACGCAAUGACUGCGGCAACAACACGGUGCUCCCGCUGCGCACGUUCAUCCAGGAGACGCUGCGCCGCUCGCGGACCAGCUACUCCACUUUACAGGUGGCUCUCUACUACUUGAUUCUGAUUAAGCCUCAUGUUCCGCCCUAUGACUUCACCACGGAGCAGCCUGACGACUCCCGCUCGAGUCAGGCAAUCCAGUGCGGGCGUCGCAUGUUCCUCGCAGCUUUGAUACUGGCCUCUAAGUAUCUCCAGGAUCGCAACUACUCGGCCCGCGCCUGGAGCAAGAUCUCGGGCCUCGAUACCCUCGAGAUCAACCAGAAUGAAAUGGCUUUCCUCUUGGCGGUCAACUGGAAUCUCCAUGUUACCGAAGAAGUCUACAAGCGCUGGGCCGACUGCGUGAACAGGUUCACGCCGAGCCAGCCUCCUUCGCCUGGAGGGGCUGCUCAGCAGGCUUAUGAGAGACAAUGCCAGGACUUCCGGCGGAUCAUCUUGAAUCUCUCUCCUGACCUCGAGAACCUGGAAGAGCUGACUCUCUGGUCUCCCGUCAUGUCUCCCACGCAGGAAGUUCCCCCCAGAUUUCUCUACACGCCUACCGGAGAGCGGCCUGGAGCCUCCGGUCGCGAGAGCGAGACUGCUACGGCCCCGAAAGCCCAGAAUGUCCCUGCUGUGAUGGAGCCUGUUCCCUCAAUCGCGUAUGCUCCUGGCCGUCUGGCACCGGCCCUUGGCCUGUUGCCCACACCUCGCUUGACUCCCCAGCUUAGCGGACUCGGCACUCCUGCAGCGAGCGCUGCGUCUUGCCUUGUGGGGAGGGGAUCCUCGAUGGGUUUCGCGAUGGCCCAAGCCUCAGCGUCGAUCUCGGCUCAAUGUGCUGAUCGCUGGCCGCCUUCGGCGACUUCGUCUCCGAUGAGCUACGUGGCUCGCCGUUCAUCACUCGCCAACUCGGUCUCGGCGGCGUCCUCGCCCGAAUCGAUGGUCUCCGAUUCGUCCAGGGUUUCGCGCUCCUCUUCGAUCUCUUCGGCUUCCUCGGUCGCCGCGCCGUCAUCCAAGUUGGAUGUUCAGGCGCGAUUCCGUUCCGCGAAGCAGUGCAGUGAGAGGUUGAGCUUGCGACCCACCAUCGCUUCGGUCCCCGAGGACGAAGAGGGUUUCAUGGUGACAUCGCCCGACUCCUAUGCUUUCCCUACCGGCAAGGAGCUCGGCGAAACAUCGCUGGAGACGCCUCUAGGCCGCCGAGAACGCGAAAUGGACGAUGCCGCGCGGGCUCUUCAAGAAUUGCACCAGUCUGGCACUAAUCGGCCUGCAAUGCCAGUUAGGGUCGGAUCCAAGCGGGGCAGAGCGAAUUCAGUCCAUGACGAUGUUCGUGAGAUGCUCGCCGGUCAGACGAGCAGCUUCUCCUGGCCAGAAACCAUGGUUCGUGAAGGGGCACAGAUUCCCGUCCUGCGGGAAAACUUUAAACGAGUUUGCUGCUCGACCGAGGCUGCCCGGGCACCCAGGAUCUCCGCGCUUCAUCCCGCCGUCGGAGGGUAUGGCGGACCAGGCAUGUGGGAGGGGAUUCUCAACUAAUACCACAUUUUCACACGCCCAACCCCCUGCGGCUUUUCAAGAUGUCUCAUAUUACUUUACCACGCCAUCUUGCACAUAUCAAACAAUCUUUUCAAAGCACACAGCACAGAAUCACCCUUUGUGAUACUACUAUUCCUCUGCGUCGUUCCUUUUCUGCAAAGGAGGGGGGGGACGGAAGGUGAUCUUGAAUUGGUUUUUUCUUGCUUCCGAAAACUAGCCUUGGGAGACAUCUAGCUUCAUAGACGGCUUCGAUGGCGUAGCCAAGGAGAAAACGGGCGAAAAAGGCACGCUACGUUUUUAUAUUUGCAUUGGGAGCCUGGAUUCGGUUGGGGACGGAAACGGCAUUGGGAUGCGGCGACGGCGGAAACCUGGUUGAACUCGUUUGGCGAAGGUGGUUUGUUGUCCUGUGUACGAUGAUUGUGGGAUUCUUUUUUUUCUAUUCCCCGUUUUCUUUUCAUGGUUUUCUUUGUUUAUUGGUCCAGUUCUCGGUGUCCUGCCUCUGCGUGGGCACCGAGAAUGGGAGUGGGAUAUCCUUUUAGGAGCAUAAUGGACGGAGCUAUAUUGGGAGAGAAUUGGCCGGACUUGUCGACGCGUUUUCCCCGACAUUGAUGGGACUGCGCAAGCAUGCGACUCUCGUCAUCCUCUUUAUGCCUGAGGCCCGUUUGCGUGGCAAACGGAGCUUGAACUGGCCCCUAGCACCUUCACCGGAAACGGUACCAAUUGCGAUGGAGGCGCUCGAGAAUCACAGACGACCGCACGGGCGGACAGAACGAAACUGGUUAUCCAUUUCCGAGCUUUAGCGGCUAGCGCACUGCUACUUAGCCAAAGCACAGCUAGAAGCUUCAGUAUUUGACGCAGUUCGGCC
This is a messenger RNA of Thermothelomyces thermophilus ATCC 42464, 3458 nucleotides long. RefSeq lists its product as uncharacterized. Bases 539 to 2593 code for a protein of 684 amino acids. The transcript is spliced from 2 exons. Gene Ontology annotation, biological process: regulation of cyclin-dependent protein serine/threonine kinase activity. The record is from RefSeq and is a predicted model, not a curated record. NCBI's taxonomy places the organism in Eukaryota, Fungi, Ascomycota, Sordariomycetes, Sordariales, Chaetomiaceae. Gene Ontology annotation, cellular component: cyclin-dependent protein kinase holoenzyme complex; nucleus. Gene Ontology annotation, molecular function: protein kinase binding; cyclin-dependent protein serine/threonine kinase regulator activity.